Molecule: messenger RNA, 4816 nt
Organism: Dendrobium catenatum
Lineage: Eukaryota; Viridiplantae; Streptophyta; Magnoliopsida; Asparagales; Orchidaceae
Product: kinesin-like protein KIN-5A
Exons: 5
Coding region: 217-900 (227 amino acids)
Molecular function (GO): plus-end-directed microtubule motor activity
Source: RefSeq, a predicted model, not a curated record
AAUUGGUUAGUAGAUAAGUAUCAAAGUGGUUAAAAUAGUUUUUGUUGCUCAUUCAGAACGAUGGAAGAGAACAUUUUAUACUGAUAUCUUCAAAUAUGGUCAUUUUCAGAUAACAAAGAUAAGAUAGAAGAGAGGAAUAAAAUUACUGUCCAGAAGUUCCAAUCACAAUUGACUCAACAACUGCAAAAUUUACAUAAAGUUGUCUUAACUUCUGCGAUGCAGCAAGAGAAUCAACUAAAAAAAAUAGAGGAAGGCAUGCAAUCAUUUGUUUCAACGAAGGCUAUGGCUGCUACAGAACUUAUAGCAUGGGUAGAAAAACUGAAAGCUCUGUAUGGCUCAGGAAUAGCAACAAUGGAUGGUUUGGCAGGAGAAAUAGAUCAAAAUUCUCGAGUAACUUUGGGGAAGUUGUACUCACAAAUGUUAACAAAUUCUUCUUCUCUAGAUGAAUGCCUGAAAAGUAUUGCUUGGGAGGCAGAGAAUUUGCUGAAAGAGCUUGAAAGUAGCCUCUCUAAUCAAGAGGUUAAAUUGAAUACAUUUGCAAAACUGCAAAGAGAGGGAAACCAAAGAACUGUGGAGGCAACACGCUCCAUUUCAAAUACAACUACAACCUUCUUCCAUACUUUAGAUGUUCAUGUAUCUAUGUUGAACAAAAUUAUGGAAGAAACACAGACUGCACAAAACCAACAAUUAAGCGAACUCGAGAGGAAGCUUAAGGAGUGUGCUGCUAAUGAAGAAGAGCAAUUGCUAGGGAAGGUGGCGGAGAUGUUGGCAAGUUCAAAUGCUCGGAAGAAAAAACUGGUACAGAUAGUACAUUCUAGUUCCAUCAUUCAUCGAAUUGUUUCUGCAAUUUUGUACACGGGAAACUAUCAUCAUUGGUGCAUUACUGUAGUGUUCUUAUAAGCGCCAUCCUCAAUCGAUCCACAUAACGGUGCUUGAGUAGGUGGUUUGUGAUAGGAAAUACUUGAUUUCAAGUAUUUCCUAUUCACUUCUACAGCAAAUCUCAAUGCAAACGGCUGUUCACAGCAGGAAAAACAGCAAAAGAGUGGAAAAAACAGGGAAAAUCUGAGAGAAAAUUGGAGAAACGACUUGUAUUUUACUAGUAGAUGCAAGAAAAAGAGCAAAGAUACAAGGAUCCUCUAUUCGAGAGGAGGAUCGCACUCCCCCAAUCUCUAGAAUUCGUUCUAGAGCCCUAGCCACCAAAGAAAAACAAGAGAACUCUCACAAAAUUUCACCCCCCCAAGCCCUAGCCUUUUCUCCCUACUUAAUGCAUACAAUUCAAAAUUAAUACAAAAGGACCUAAUUGCCCUAGUUUCCCCCUCUUUUGGCUCCAAGAUUGAAUUUGAAAUUCAAGUGGACCCCACCCUUGCUCCCCCAUGGCUUCCGCCGGCCUCCUCCUGGUGUAAACGAACCGAGCCAGUCCAAACGGGUUUGGGCCGGCUGGACCGGUCCAUAGAGGACCAAUCUAACAUUACCGCCCUCCCAAAGAACCACCUUGUCCUCAAGGUGGAAGUCAGGAAAUUGUCGUUUCAUCCGCUCGUAUGGCUCCCACGUGGCCUCAUAGUCAGGGAGGUUCUUCCAUUUGAUCAGGACUUCUGUAGCUCCAUCUGCUUUCUGACGAACCUCCAUGAGCUCCAAAGGUUCCAGUAUCAUCUCCAUCUCCUCAGUUAAUGUUCAUGGUAACUCCGAACUGGUAGCAUAAUCCCCAAUGGCUCUCCUCAGCUGGGAUACAUGGAAAACGGGGUGGAUCGUCGCCGUAGGUUGUAGCUUCAAACGAUAUGCCACGACUCCAAUUUUCGCCAACACUUCAUAAGGCCCGAAGUACCUUGGAGCAAGCUUCUCAUUCCUCCAGCUGACGACCGUUUUCUGUCGAUAUGGACGGAGUUUCAAAAAUACCUUCUCGCCCACUUCAAACUGAAUAUCCUUCCGAUGCCCAUCAGCUUGUUUCUUCAUAAUCUGUUGAGCACUCAACAGAUGUCUUUUUAACUCUUCUAGUGUCUUAUCCCUUUCCUCCAAAUACUCCACUGAAGAAACGGGCGUCCUACUACUCCCAAAAUGCACCAAGUGGGGCGGAUCUCUUCCUUACAACACCUUAAAUGAGGUCAUCUGAGAGGCUGAAUGAAAAGAUGUGUUGUACCAUUACUCGGCCCAUGAUAGCCAUUUAGCCCAUAGCUUGGGUGUCUCUGAUGCGAAGCAUCUCAGAUAAGUUUCCAGGCUCCGGUUGACUACUUCUGUUUGACCAUCCGUCUGUGGGUGGUAAGCACUACUCCUUUUCAGCACAGUCCCCUGCAGUCUGAACAAUUCUUUCUAGAAAUGGCUGAGGAGCACUUUAUCCCUGUCUGAUACUAUCGCCUCUGGCACUCCGUGUAAUCUGACUAUCUCCCUGAUGAAAUCUGACGCUACUGUCACCGCAGUGUAUGGAUGGCGUAGAGGAAUAAAGUGAGCAUAUUUGCUCAAUCUAUCCACUACCACCAAAAUCACAGUGAAUCCCUCAGAGCGGGGUAGCCCAUCAAUGAAGUCCAUAGAUAUCUCCUCCCAGACUCAUCCUGGUAACGUCAAUGGCUGCAGUAAACCCCUGGUGACAUAGCUAGAUACUUAUUCCUUUGGCACACCUCGCACCUGGAUACCAUCUCUUCCAUAUCCCUAUGCAUACCUUUCCAGUACAGCUCUGUCGCUAGUCUCCUGUAGGUCUUUAACACUCCUGAAUGACCUCCCACUGCAGUUCCAUGGAACUCAUGUAGCAAUUGUGGGAUGUGUGUUGACGUUCUGAGUAACACAAACCUCCCCUGGUGCAGCAAUCUCUCCCCCUCCAACGAGUAUCCUGGAUGACUGCCCUCUCCCUUUAGUAAGUCAGCCCUGAUCUUGCUUAGUUCCUCAUUCCUAGCACUUUCCUCCUUUAUGGCAUCCCAAUCUAGCAUCAUUUGGACUGAUACAGCCAGUGUUUGCAACUCCCCCAUGCACCUGGACAAGGCAUAUACUGCCUUGUUUUCUACCCCUGUCCUAUAUUGAAUCUCAAAAUCAUAUCCGAACAGUUUGGAUAGCCACCUCUGAUGCUCCUCUGUCACCAUGCGCUGCUCCAACAAAAUAUUUCAGGCUCCGUUGGUCAGUCCUGACUAUGAAAUGUCUUCCGAGUAAGUAAGGGCGCCACUUUUGGAUGGCCAAAACCAUUGCCAUCAACUCCCUCUCAUAGACAGAUUUCAGCCGGGCUUUGGCAGUCAACACUUGACUGAAAUAUGCAAUGGUCCUGUGACUCUGCAUCAGCACUGCUCCUAGUCCGUAUCCCGAUGCAUUUGUCUCUAUUAUAAAGGCCUGAGUAAAAUCCGGCAAAGCUAAGACCGAACUGUGGUCAUAGCUUUCUUCAACUUCUCGAAUGAUGUCGUAGCUGCCUCCCCCCAUAGAACCCAUGUUUCUUCAACUGCUCAAUGAGUGGCCAAGCUAUAGUGCUGUAUCCCUUCACAAAUCUUCUGUAGUACCCUAUAAGCCCUAGGAAUCCCCUCAACUCCUUUAGAUUUUUUGGUAGUGGCCACUUAAGCAUGACCUCAACCUUGGACUGAUCUGCUGCUACCCCUUCCUUGAAUACCACAUGCCCCAAGUAUUCCACACUAGCUUGCGUGAAGCAGCACUUUUUUAAGUUGGCCUUCAACUGGUGCUCUUGGAGAACCUCUAACACCUUCUUUAAGUGUCCCCAAUGCUCCUCCUCUGUUCUGCUAUAUACUAAGAUGUCAUCGAAGAAUACCAACACAAAUCGCCUGAGAUAUUGUUUGAAGAUCUUAUUCAUGAGUGCAUGGAACUUGGCUAGGGCAUUGGUGAGGCCAAAGGGCAUCACUAGGAAGUCAUAGUGGCCCUCAUGAGUUCUAAAGGCGGUCUUGGGCACAUCUUCUUUCUUCAUUCGUGUAUGGUGAUAUCCUGAUUUCAAGUCGAUCUUGCUGAAAACCACUGUUCCACUCAACUCAUCCAGAAGCUCAUCAAUCACUGAUAUGGGAAACUUAUCAGGUACAAUUUUCUUGUUGAGUGUGCAGUAGUCUACACAGAAACAUCAGCUGCCAUCCUUUUUCUUCACCAAUAGAACAAGACUAGAGAACGGGCUAGUGCUGGGCCUGAUGAUCCCUGCUUCCAGCAUUUCUCUGAACAACUUUUCUAUUUCAUCCUUCUGAAACUGAGGGUAACGGUAAGGUCGUACGCUGACAGGUGACACUCACUCUCUUAAUGUGAUGGCAUGCUCCUGCUCCCUGAGUGGUGGCAACCCUAGAGGUGGUUGAAAAACCUCCUCGAAUUCCUGGAUCAAAGGCUGCAUAGAGAGGGGUAUGUCUCCCCCUUCCUCCACACUCACUCCCUCUAAUAUGUGUAAUUCCACCAAUAGCCUUCCCUCUCCUCUUAAAUUGUCUUGAUUAGGGAUUUAAGAGAAACCCAUGCCUUGCUCAGCCCUGCAUCACCUUGAAUCACCCUCUUCCUUCCUCCCUUCAUCAACUCCAUCCGCAGAGUGCCCCAAUUGACCUUGGUUUCCCCCAAUGUCUGCAACAACUUCAUCCCUAGGAUGACAUCCAUACUCCCUAAUUCUAGGGGAAGAAAGUCUUCCUUCACUUGUAUGCCUUUGGAUCUUCAGCACCACCAACCUACAGACUCCUCUUCCCAUUUCUACCUUCCUCGUGCCCAUCAUCACCCCAUAGCCUCCAGUAUCUACUAACUUCAUCCCCAGCAGCUCCACAAUCUGGGUGGAAAUGAAAUUGUGGGUUGCCCCACUAUCAAUCAACACCACGACUCCACGGUCAGCUAUCUCUCCCUUCACCUUCAUAGUGUGACUCAGAGUGAAUCCCACUAC